This is a messenger RNA of Dermochelys coriacea (leatherback sea turtle), 3725 nucleotides long. RefSeq names its product ADP ribosylation factor like GTPase 10 (gene ARL10). The transcript has 3 exons. Bases 1017 to 1715 code for a protein of 232 amino acids. NCBI's taxonomy places the organism in Eukaryota, Metazoa, Chordata, Testudines, Dermochelyidae. The record is from RefSeq and is a predicted model, not a curated record. Gene Ontology annotation, molecular function: GTP binding; GTPase activity.
UACCCCCCCACCCCCGCCAGUUUCCUCCCCGCGCUGGGCUCCCUGGCAGCGGGGGGCCAGGCCGUGCGCCUUAUUGCCAGUGGGGGCACCUCCCUUCUCCCCCAGGAGCCAGCAGCUCUGGUUGGGCCUGGUCAGGGACUGUGCCCCCCAGGGCUGGGUGAGGCCUCACUAGCCACGCGGUGGGAGCCCAGGGGGCCCUGCCCUCCAAACUGAGUUCUCCAUGUAGCCCCCCGCACCCAGCCCUAUCUGCAUCCAGCAGAGCCCCCCCAGGCAUUUUAGCUCUGGGGCAAGCCAGCCUAUGUGUGCCCCCUACCAGUUAUUUCUGUCAUUUUUCUGUCCAGAGAUGAUGCGGGGGGGGGGUCAUGUGCCCCCCAGUAUUUUGUAUUGUACCCCCCAACCCAGACAGGCUGGGUGGCCAGCUAAGGUGAGUCAGGGAGUGGAUGUGGUGUCCCCUCUUCGAGCCCCACCAUGCAGGGCUUCACACGGCACCUGUUUCCACCCGGUUUUCCUGCCCCCUGGGUGCCUGCCCUGCUCCCCGCACCCUGGCAUUUUGGUCCUGGCAUUCAAAAAGUUAACUGCAGAGCAGCCUGGGAUACCACCUCCCCUGGAGAGUUGGGCUGCUUCCUGGAUGUGGCAGCCAGAUGUUGCUAUAGGCUGGCAUCAGCCCCCCUCUGCCUGCCCCACUGCAGCAGCUCCCCUCCUCCCAGUCCCUGCCCCCCAGUUAUGGAAAUGGCAUAGAGCCCCCAGGAUGUGCCAGGUCAGGGCAAGCCCACAAGGCACAUAGUGGGGCACGGAGAGGAAGGCACUUCACCUGCAGACUGCAGUUUGAAGUUGUGGGUAUACCCCCUUGCUAUCCACCUCUUCAGUGAGGGACCUGUGUCAGAAAGUCCUUUGCUAGACCCCAGGCAUAAAGCUAAUUGUCCUCCCCUGCCAUAACCUGUGGCCCCCAGGGGUUACAACGUGCAGGGCUCCAAGCUGCCAGUGGGCAGCACCGGGCCCUGCGCAGGGAGUGGCUGAUGUUGAAUUGUGGUUCUUGCAGGGGACAUGGGGCACCAUGUGGCCACUUGCUUUGCUUGUGCUUGGCCCAGGCAGCACCUCCUUCCUUCGGUACCUGGGAGAACUGCCUUCCCUUUCCAGGGUCCCUGCUUCUGCCAUUCCACUGCUCUAAUUCUAGUCCCUCACUCUCCUGGCAGCUGGAUUUCUCCAUGCGGCAGAUCCUGGUGCUGGGCCUGGAGGGAGCUGGGAAGAGCAGCGUUCUCCACUACAUCUCCAGUGAGGCAGCCAAGGUCCGCAUAGCACCCACCCAGGGCUUCAACUCAGUCCAAGUGUACGCAGGAGGCUUCCAGAUUGACCUGCUGGAGCUCGGCGGCAGCCAGAACUUGCGAUUUUACUGGAACCAGUACCUGAGUCAGGCCCACGUGCUGGUGUUUGUAGUGGACUCUUCAGACAGGCCCUGCCUCCCCACAGCUCGACAGGAGCUGCAUUGGCUGCUGGCUGAGGAUCCUCGGUUGCCCUUGGUCGUCCUGGCCAAUAAACAGGACAAGGGUGAUGCCCUGAGCAUGACUGAGCUGCACCGGGAGCUGGCCCUGCACACGCUGAACGGACAGAGGGAAUUCUUCCUGCUGCCCACGAGCGCCACUCACGCUGCACUGGCCACUGCCACCAGCAUCCGGCAUGUGAAGAGUCUGCUGGUGGAACUGCUCUCCCAGCUCUGAAGUGCUCUUCAUACCCUAGAGACGGCAGGUUGGACUGACCCUGCUGCUGCUCAUCUUUGCCUGGAACCGAGGUGCUGGACUGGAGACUGCUGGCUCUGCACCGUCAGGGGCCAGAGCCCCUCUACUCGCAUGCUGCUAUCCCCCAUCGGGUUCUCUCUGCUCCCCUGGGGAGAUGCUGUGCAGUUACACCCCCUUGGGAUCUAUGCAAGCUGCCCUCAGGACGCAGCAGCCCAGCCCAGUCAUGGAUCUCCGGCGAGAGGGGGAAACAGCCUUUGUCCCCAUGCAGCUCACGGGCAGAGUCUCCCAUCUCUAGCUGGGGCACCGUGAUGUUUACACACAAUAUCCCCAAGCCCCCCGUGACACUUAAAUUGACAAAUCUAAAUGAAGGAUGCGUAGGCAGGCCCAUUGGGUGCUUCCUGGCACAGAGGAGGGACCAUAGGAGCUCUUGCAACAAGGCUCUUCUCUGACAGGCAGCAGUUGUCUUUCCAUGGUGUGAAAGGAGCAGAAUCCCCCAUGCGGCCAGGGCUCCUGCAGUGGGGUUAGUGGGGCUGCUGGCACCACGCUGUCCCGUGGCCAGUUACUGCCCUUUGCUAGGGAGGAGUCUCCCCAAGGCCCUGCUCCUGUCUCUUUGCAACCACGAGCAGCCCAGGGCCCUUUCCAUGUGCUGCUGCUGGGAACGGGCCAGUCUGGCCAUGCAGGGGAGCCCACAUUCUCGGGGUGACUGGCCCCUCUGCUGGCAGCGAGAGGAGACUGUCUUUUUGUCUUGCUCUGCUCAGCUCAUUGCAGCUGGCUCGCCAGGUUAGCUUCUGCCCAUGGAGGGACAGUCUGGGGAGAGCCCAAUUUGGGCAGCUUUUCUCCCCUGCUUCACAGGGACUCUUCCCUUCCCUUUAAAAAGCUUUGCAGGCAGGUGUCUCCCAUGGCUGUGAGCCAUGACAGGUACUGGAGCCACUGUGAGGGGACACCUGUGCUGCUAACCCCCAGGAAAGGGGGAAGCUCCGGGAGUCAGUCGCUGCCUACAGGCCUCUACUGGGUCCAUAUGCUGUGUCUGGAGCAAAGCUCCACCAGGAAAGUAAAUCGCCCCCAGCAGCCCUGGCUGAAACAUUCUUGAGCAGCCCAGGAGUGGGGCAGAGAGCCCUGCCAGAGCAUGGGCUUGGAGUCCUUGAGAAGCAAAUGGGAGUGAGAGGUGCCUUGCUGGGCGACAAAGGAGGGGCAGGUGCCUGCUGUUACACAGGAAGGGUGCACUUGCCCAUUCCUGUCUCCAGCUGCCUAAGGGCCAGGUGCUUCCCUGGCUUGUAAUUACAACCUGGGUGUGGAAGAGACCAAGGGUAGGUUGGUCUGCCUGCCCCAUGGUCAGCAGGAGAUGGGUGUAAAAGGGGAGAGAGGCGUUUUCUGGAGCUCUUUAGGCACUCUUGGGGGAGCAACUCUUCCCCAAGCCAAGUAGUUGCUCUGGUUCCUGCUACCCCCAUUCCUUCCCCUCUCCUUGUGUUAAGAGACUAGGCAGGGUGCAGGCAGAGGAGCCAAAGGGCCCCCCAGCACUGGUGCAGUGCUACUUUAAUGUAUUCAGGCCAUUUGCUGCUGCCAGCCCCAAGGCUGGAAUUGAAGAAGGGCACAGGCAGGGGGAUCUUAUACAGGCUGAGCGAGCAGAGCCUUCAGGGUCAGUAGCACAGAGGGCUGGCAGCUGCUCUCAGUUACCAAGGGGAUAAUGCUGAACCUUGUGCAGUAAGUCCCUCCGUGCCAUACCACUAAAAAGCCCCUGGGUGGGGCAGGAGUUCUCUAGGGCCAGUGAUAUUCAACCUGAGGCAGGGGAACAACAAGUGGCUCUUUGCAGCACCUGAUUAAAACACUGAUUUCAUUAACCAAUCAGGAAGCUUAUACUAUAUUAACCAAUUGCAGUUGAUAAAAAUACUUGGCCAGCCAUUUUGCUGUGAGAAUAAUCUAUACAAACUAAAUAUUUCCCCGUCACACUGUUUAAAUAUGACUAGUACAAUAGUAAACGGAACCAUGAAUUCA